Molecule: messenger RNA, 6064 nt
Organism: Gymnogyps californianus (California condor)
Lineage: Eukaryota; Metazoa; Chordata; Aves; Accipitriformes; Cathartidae
Gene: UBE3B
Product: ubiquitin protein ligase E3B
Exons: 27
Coding region: 82-3294 (1070 amino acids)
Biological process (GO): ubiquitin-dependent protein catabolic process; protein polyubiquitination
Molecular function (GO): protein binding; ubiquitin protein ligase activity
Source: RefSeq, a predicted model, not a curated record
AGCCAGUGGAUGAGGAUCAUGUUUGUGUAUAAAUGAUUAUCAUAUGCUUCUUUUGAAGAAGUAAGCCCUCAGGUCAUAAAAAUGUUCAGUGCGAGCCAGUCCUCCAAAGCCCAGUUCCUCGACAAAGCACGCCAGGCUCGGGAGGAGCGGAGGGAGCUGAAGGAGAGGGAGCGUGCUGCAGUCCAGGUCCAAGCUUUGAUCAGGAGAUUUCUCUGUCGAUGCCGCCUGCAGAGGGAGAUAAGGAGAGAAGUGGAGGAUUUCUUUGAGGCAAAUGAAUCUGGCUCGAGUAAAAGAAGUGCUCUUUCUAUCUUCAGAAUUGCUAGGAAGCUACUGUUUGUAUUUAAUCAUAAAGAGGACAAAGAGAGAUUUGAAAAGCUGUGCCGGUGUAUUCUUAAUAGUAUGGAUGUUGAGAAUGAGCCCAAGGUGUGGUAUGUGUCACUGGCACUCUCCAAGGAUCUUACGCUCUUAUGGAUCAAACAGAUCAAAGACAUUUUGUGGUUUUGCUGUGAAUUUCUCAAGCAGCUUAAGCCUGACAUCUUACAAGACUCCAGACUGGUCAAUUUGCACCUUACAAUGCUUGUCACCUUCACAGAUACUUCCACUUGGAAAAUCCUUCGGGGAAAAGGUGAAACCCUGAGGCCUGCCAUGAACCACAUCUGUGCAAACAUCAUGGGACAUCUAAAUCAGAAGGGAUUUUAUUCUGUGCUGCAGAUUUUGCUAACUAAUGGCUUGGCAAGAUCCAGACCUUCCUUGUCCAAAGGCUCUUUAACUGCCAUCUUCUCUCUUGCAUUGCGCCCUGUGGUUGCUGCACAGUUUUCAGACAAUCUGUUGAGGUCGUUUUUGAUCCAUAUCAUGUCUGUGCCUGCUAUAAUGACUCAUCUUGCUACUCUAACACCUGAGCGUCUGGCAGUGAUAGAAUCUCAUGAUCUCCUCCGCAAAUUCAUCCUAUUUUUAAGUCGUGAAGCACAAUGCCGAGAUGUCUGCGUGUGCUUAGAAGGAAGUCACACUCUUUGUUUGUUAGGUAAUCUUGUGUACCUGGGCUCCUUGAAUGAUAAAGUUCUUGAGGAGGAGACAGCUCAUUUUGUGGGUGUGCUCAUUCACAUGCUCUCCUACUGCCAGAAGUACGUUUCACAAAAGAAAUCCAACCUCACCCACUGGCAUCCUGUUCUGGGCUGGUUUUCGCAGACUGUGGAUUAUGGAUUGAAUGAGUCCAUGCCUCUGCUGACAAAGCAACUGCAGCAUCUCUGGGGAGUCCAUAUGAUCCGCAUCCUCUUCAGUGAUGUGCUCAGCAAGAAAUUGCUGGAGAAUCAGGAAAUAGCUCAGCUGCCAACACAGCCAGUUUCCCCUCAGAACAGCCUUCCUAUGAAGAAUCUUUUCAAGAGAGCUUUCCAGAAGUCUGCAUCUGUCCGCAACAUUCUCAAGCCUGUUGGAGGCAAGCGAGUGGACUCAGCAGAAGUGCAGAAGGUGUGCAGUAUCUGUGUCCUGUACCAAACCACGCUCACAACGCUAACACAGAUCCGCCUGCAGAUACUCACAGGCCUCACUUACCUGGAUGAUCUGUUGCCCAAAUUAUGGGCUUUUAUCUGUGAGCUGGGACCACAAGGUGGGUUAAAACUCUUCUUGGAGUGCUUGAAUAAUGAUACGGAGGAAUCCAAGAGGCUGCUGGCCAUGUUGAUGCUCUUCUGUGACUGCUCCCGCCACCUUAUCACGAUUCUUGAUGACAUAGAAGUCUAUGAAGAGCAGAUUUCAUUCAAACUGGAAGAGCUUGUUACCAUCUCGUCUUUUCUGAAUUCCUUUGUAUUUAAGAUGAUCUGGGAUGGAAUUGUAGAGAAUGCCAGAGGGGAGACCCUGGAGCUGUUUCAUUCUGUCCAUGGCUGGCUCAUGGUCUUGUAUGAAAGGGACUGCCGCAGGCGUUUUGCUCCCGAGGAUCACUGGUUACGCAAGGACCUCAAACCCAGCGUGCUCUUCCAGGAGCUGGAUAAGGACAAGAAGCGAGCCCAGCUGCUCCUGCAGUACAUUCCGCACGUCAUUCCCCACAAGAACAGGGUGCUGCUUUUCCGAAACAUGGUUACAAAGGAGAAGGAGAAGCUUGGGCUGGUUGAAACCAGCUCCGCAUCACCUCAUGUCACACACAUCACUAUCCGCCGCUCACGUAUGCUGGAGGAUGGAUAUGAACAGCUACGGCAGCUUUCCCAGAACGCCAUGAAGGGAGUGAUCAGAGUGAAGUUUGUGAAUGAUCUGGGAGUCGAUGAGGCUGGUAUUGAUCAAGAUGGUGUCUUCAAAGAGUUUCUGGAAGAGAUAAUAAAAAAAGUGUUUGACCCCGCACUCAACUUGUUCAAGACAACCAGUGGUGAUGAGAGGCUGUAUCCAUCCCCAACAUCCUACAUUCAUGAGAACUACCUACAGCUCUUUGAGUUUGUGGGGAAGAUGCUUGGGAAGGCUGUAUAUGAGGGAAUAGUUGUGGAUGUACCGUUUGCUUCCUUCUUCUUGAGUCAGCUACUUGGGCACCACCACAGUGUCUUCUACAGCUCCGUGGAUGAACUUCCCUCCUUGGACUCUGAGUUCUAUAAAAAUCUCACUUCAAUUAAGCGUUAUGAUGGUGAUAUCAGUGACUUGGGCUUAACGCUGUCCUAUGAUGAAGAUGUGAUGGGUCAGCUUGUUUGCCAUGAACUUGUUCCUGGAGGGAAGACCAUUCCCGUUACCAAUGAAAAUAAGAUCAGCUACAUCCAUCUCAUGGCUCACUUCCGGAUGCACACGCAAAUCAAGAGUCAGACAGCAGCGCUCAUCAGUGGAUUCAGGUCGAUCAUUAAGCCUGAAUGGAUUCGUAUGUUUUCUGCACCAGAGUUGCAGCGGCUGAUCUCCGGUGACAAUGCUGAGAUUGACCUUGAGGACUUAAAAAAACACACGGUGUACUAUGGGGGGUUCCAUGGGAGUCACCGGGUCAUUAUCUGGCUGUGGGACAUCCUCGCCAAUGACUUCAGCCCUGAGGAGAGAGCCAUGUUUCUCAAGUUUGUUACCAGCUGCUCGAGGCCUCCGCUUUUGGGCUUUGCCUACCUCAAGCCUCCUUUUUCCAUCCGCUGCGUGGAAGUCUCUGAUGAUCAGGACACCGGUGACACGCUGGGCAGUGUGCUACGGGGCUUCUUCACAAUCCGCAAGAAAGAGCCAGGUGGGCGUCUCCCAACCUCUUCUACGUGUUUCAACCUCCUCAAGCUUCCCAACUACAGCAAGAAGAGCAUCCUGCGGGAGAAGCUGCGCUACGCGAUCAGCAUGAACACUGGUUUCGAGCUGUCCUAGUUGCCAUGGCCCUGGACUCCGCCAUGGGGGCUCUCGGAGCUGCUGACUGCUGCUGGAGGUGGAGGCCUUCAUGCACAGAGGGUGGAUCAGCUCCGCGGGAGCUGACUGCUCACUCGAGGGCUGGAGAGAUGCAGCUGAUAAUAGAGGUUUACAGGGAAGAGCUUCUGGGCUAGACACGGCUGGCUCUUCUUGGGCACUUCUCCAGCAUGAAGGAGGUGAUGGGCCUGACCCAAUACACUUCACUUGACACCCACGUAAAUCGUCUUUUAAAAGCAAACCCCGGGGGAGCAUAAAAGGAACAUUAAAAGUGCCAGUCAGAUUAGCGACCGUAAUACCCCCCAGCAGGCUGUGCAGUCUGGGCAGCUGCUGCUGUGGGAGUGUUUCUUUUUCCUUUCCCAGGAGAUGGUCCAGUUUCUUACUGGGUGGAAGUCAGUCUGUGGGAAGCUGUACAAAGGCAGAAACAUGACAGAGCCCACAAGGAGACGAGCACGAGGCUGCAGCGUUGGAUGUGCCACAAACGGGCACUGUUUACUCAGGACAGGUACUGCGCGGGGGCUUCCUGAUGCCUUUGCUCUGUGCAAGGCCCUUGCGUUUGUCUCGGAGAAUGAACCACUUGCCCAGACUCGAGAAGCAGCGGGUUAAACACAAGCAGAUGGACCCCGCCGUUCUCAGGAAGGUUUCAGAGUGCUGUAGGUUAAGAGCUCAAGCAGCAGGCGUGGGGGUCAGCGUGCUGAGCCAGCUGUGCCUCUGCCAAGCUCUUGCCAGAGCCUGUGCUUUGGACGAAAGGGGUUGUUGUCUGAAUUUGCUCAGGAGCAGAAAAGGUUUAAUUUUAUUUAAUUUCCAGAGGACAGGAGCUGGCACGCAGCUCGGGCAGCCCUUGCUCCCUGGCACAGUGCUCAAGUGGGGCAGGUGCCCCCUGCGCUCUCUGGAAGGGGAAUGUGUCGAGCUGCCGAGAGCCCUCUGGAAACCUCCGCUGGCAAAAUUCCUCUUACUCGGAUAGAAGUUUCACUUUGUUAGCAGGCCCUUUUGUUAGGGAGAUGUGCUGUUUCGAACCAGGACUUGGCCUCUGCAUAACAGCCACAUUUGCUUUGUUGCCAAACUAUUUAUUUUGGUCACUUUGUCUCUUUCUGGCCUUAUUUUUAACAGUUGAUGUUUGCCUGUAGCAGGCAGCUUUUUCAGGUUGUUCUGAAAGGCAGGGUGUGAGUGGGGGGCGCGCACGUGUGCGUGUUGGGAAGGUGUGGACCCUUCCUGCCAUUUCUAAUGAAGUCCAGAGCCUGAUUUGUAAAGCGUCUCUGCAGCUUCCCAGCCUUGGUCCCUCGUGCUGCUGCAAGUCCUGCCUCGGCCCGGGCCAGGAGAGAGGAGAAACUGCCGUCUCCUGGGCUGCUCUGUCCUUGCUGGGUUUCUGGCACAAAGGAAAGCCAUGUACGUUCUCCUGUUCGGGACAGGAUUAAAAACCAGUCACCUUCUCCCCUUCUUACUAAUAAAACAAGCUCCCACAGAGGCUGCUAGUAUCUCCCCUGGACUUCCUUUCCCCUCCUUCCCUUCCUGUGGCACUGGCGACCCUCACCCUGCGCUCUGGCCCCUCCGCACUGUAUGGGCAGAUCGGCUCGGAGCCUUGCUGCACCAGUCAGCUUGCAGCAGCCGCUCCGGUGCGAGGCUGCCGUACCCUACCUCAUCCUCUGGCUUGCCUUGGUCCAUCUCGCGGGGAUUCGCGUCCCCAGGCGUGCUCAGCGUAGCACAGGUCUCCGCGCAGAGAAGGCUCCCUGGGCUCUUUGAAAGACCCUCUUAACCACGGUAUGUUGCACAUUUCAAACAGACCAGAAAAUACUUGGCACCGUUCAACCAAGAGUAUAGAGAUGGUCUUUGCUUCAUCUUUCUCUUCUGUCUUGCUUCAGCUAGUUUUCAGAGAAGUAACCUUUUUUUUUUUAGAACCAAUGCCUGGAAAUGCAUCUGGAAAGCGACGUCAGGAUCCUUUUUCUAUGUUAACUCAGUAACAUUAAGCAGGAGUGACUGGAAGUGUUAGUGAGGACAGGAAUGUCUGCAUUCAGAGGAUUCAAGAUACUGGACUAUGAGUCCAGAGAAAUUAAAGAUGAUAGUAAAUUUCUUUUUUUAAUUCUUUUUUAAAUUUUUUUUUUUACAUAGAGCAUUUCAGCAUUAACCAGUUGUUGACUGUGUAGUUGAGAGGUUUAGGCACUGACUUGUACCAAUCAUAGUUUAAAAUAUCACACAAGAUCUCUUUUUUUCUUCUAGGGAAAUGCAGUGUGUCUAAGUAGAGCACAAUGAUUGUUCAAUGAAGUGGGUUGUUGAACACAGUGAAAUAAAAUCUUUGCUCCCCUUUUUUCCUUCGUUCCUCAGGAGUACAAUUCCUAGAAAAGAUCUUAAUGCAGACUUAGCUAGGUCCCUCCAAACCUGGAAAUAUUGCACUACGAGACACUACAUCCAAUUUUGUAGCUAGCCUAUAAAACGUGAUUAUCUAGUAAACGCCCUGGUGGCUGUGUGUGCAACAACAAUAUUUCUCUUGAGUACCUGAUUUCUGUAUGACUGGGAGGCUUUAAUACGUUUUUACCUGAGCGGAAGGCUGCGAAUGUGUAUCGGUCCCUGCCUGCACUGCUGUAUUCUGCGCGGGUGUUCUUUGUCGGGCAGGGAUGGUUUUGCCACGGGAGAUUAAUGACUAUUUUUUCUAUAGAAGACUUGCUGCUGUGGAGACCUUGGUAACAUCCCUUGUAUCAGAAAUGCAGGGAAGAGAAAAAUAAACCUGGUAUGAGUAAGA